UUCUCGGGACGGUGAAAUCGGGCCUGAAAAGCAUGGCUGAUGAGCAGGAAAUCAUGUGCAAGCUGGAGAGCAUCAAAGAGAUCAGGAACAAGACCAUGCAGAUGGAGAAGAUCAAGGCCCGGCUGAAGGCAGAGUUUGAAGCCCUAGAGUCGGAGGAACGGCAUCUGAAGGAGUAUAAGCAAGAGAUGGAUCUCUUGCUACAGGAAAAGAUGGCCCACGUGGAGGAACUUCGUCUGAUCCAUGCUGACAUUAACGUGAUGGAGAACACCAUCAAACAGUCAGAGAAUGACCUCAACAAGUUGCUGGAGUCUACACGGCGGCUACACGAUGAAUAUAAGCCCUUAAAGGAACAUGUGGAUGCUCUCCGCAUGACCCUGGGCCUGCAGAGGCUUCCAGACCUGUGUGAAGAAGAGGAGAAACUAUCCCUGGAUUACUUCGAGAAGCAGAAGGCGGAGUGGCAGACUGAGCCUCAGGAGCCACCCAUCCCUGAGUCCCUUGCUGCUGCUGCUGCUGCAGCCCAACAGCUACAAGUGGCUAGGAAACAAGACACCCGGCAGACGGCCACAUUCAGACAACAGCCCCCACCCAUGAAGGCCUGCCUGUCAUGUCAUCAGCAAAUUCACCGCAAUGCCCCCAUCUGCCCCCUGUGCAAAGCCAAGAGCCGCUCCCGGAACCCCAAGAAGCCAAAGCGGAAACAGGAUGAAUGA
This is a messenger RNA of Gracilinanus agilis (Agile Gracile Mouse Opossum), 707 nucleotides long. RefSeq names its product zinc finger C4H2-type containing (gene ZC4H2). Gene Ontology annotation, cellular component: nucleus. The record is from RefSeq and is a predicted model, not a curated record. NCBI's taxonomy places the organism in Eukaryota, Metazoa, Chordata, Mammalia, Didelphimorphia, Didelphidae. The transcript has 5 exons. Bases 33 to 707 code for a protein of 224 amino acids. Gene Ontology annotation, biological process: positive regulation of neuron differentiation.